AAUUAAGGGAAAAAAAAAACUUUAAUUCAAUGAACUAUUUGAUUAAGCUCCUUUUAAAGCUGAGGGAAAAAGUGGGAUUUUGGAUUAAGCAUUAAGGAAGAGAUUGAAAUCUGUGAAGAGAGGAUGCUUCUGACACACAAGAAUAUCUUCAAAGGCUGGGGAUCACUGUUCUAAGUUUUUCUCUUUCUAAGUUUUUCUCUUUCUCUCUCCUUUCUUAAUCUUUUUGUUAUAUAUAUCAAGCUUUUGUGUAUUCAAAAAUGGCUACCGUACUUCAUAGAACUACCUUGGGUUCUAUCAUUUAUUCUUAUUUCCUACGUUGUUUUGGAAACUCCCAUAAUCAUAAUAAUAAUCUUGAUCUUCAUCAUCAUCAUCAUCAUCACAAAAGCUUCAAUCAUAUCUUCUUCAAUAACAUGCCAAAGCCAAAGCCUUUGUCCUUGCAGACUGUUGAGCUUAAAGUAAGGAUGUGUUGCACCGGUUGUGAACGGGUUGUUAAAGAUGCCAUCUACAAGCUUAGAGGUGUUGACUCGGUCGAGGUGGACUUAGAGCUAGAGAAGGUGACGGUGAUUGGGUAUGUUGACCGAAACAAAGUACUGAAGGUGGUUCGAAGGGCCGGAAAGAGGGCAGAGUUUUGGCCAUACCCAGAGCCACCGUUGUACUUUACAUCAGCAACCGAUUACUUCAAAGAUACAACUCGUGAGUUCAAAGAGAGUUACAACUAUUACAGACAUGGAUAUAACGUUGGCGAGAAGCAUGGAACGAUUCCGAUGUCUCAUCGCGGUGAUGACAAAGUGAGCAACAUGUUCAAUGAUGACAAUGUCAACGCUUGUCAUGUCAUGUAAAUAUAUACAGCUUGAUAUCAAAAUGUGAGCCCUAGCUCUAGGAGGAUGGAGAGAUGGGGAAAGAAUGGGGCUCAAGUAAAUGUAUGUGCUUUGUACAUCUUGGAAUGUUGAAGGGUUUAUUAGCUCUUGUUGUUUCUAAGUUAUACAUGCACAGUGUGUAAAAUGAAAAGUUUAAUUAAUUGUUCCUUUCUUUUCCUUUU
Cucumis melo (muskmelon) is the source of this 1039-nucleotide messenger RNA. Its product is annotated as heavy metal-associated isoprenylated plant protein 30-like. The transcript has 3 exons. Gene Ontology annotation, molecular function: metal ion binding. The record is from RefSeq and is a predicted model, not a curated record. NCBI's taxonomy places the organism in Eukaryota, Viridiplantae, Streptophyta, Magnoliopsida, Cucurbitales, Cucurbitaceae. Bases 258 to 839 code for a protein of 193 amino acids.